This is a messenger RNA of Ostrinia nubilalis (European corn borer), 903 nucleotides long. RefSeq names its product ommochrome-binding protein-like. The transcript has a single exon. Bases 1 to 903 code for a protein of 300 amino acids. The record is from RefSeq and is a predicted model, not a curated record. NCBI's taxonomy places the organism in Eukaryota, Metazoa, Arthropoda, Insecta, Lepidoptera, Crambidae.
AUGAAAUCUUUCGUGUUAAUGUUAAUUUUGACUGCAACAUUUGCCGAACAAAUCAAUAAAAAGAAGGACAUCGAAAAAAAGCCUUUGUGUGAAAGAAUCGAUGUUCAUGGGAAGCCUCACGUGGAGUUAACGGUAAUAAAUGGGGUAAAUCGACCAUACCAACUGUCUUAUUACAAGACACAAGCACACGGCGACUUAGUCUACUUCAGCUACAACGUUGGACGGCAAAAUGAAAGCUCCUUCAAGAUUGGUUACGUACUAGAAAAUGGGUACGUACCAACACCGGUAUCGGCCGUAAAAGACGGCUUCGCAACAGCAAUCAAUUAUGCAGACCACGUCAUUUAUUUAGGAGGAAGUGAGGGAAUCUACGUUCAAGAUCUCAAGCUCCGUGGACAAUCUGAACCUCAUUUGCUCAUUCCGAAAAGAGAUAUUUGGGACCUCUUCUUCAAGGAUCACCUGUAUUUCAUAGAGUUUCCAUCAAGAAGGUUGUACAAGGUCUAUGCUCAUAAUAAAACCGAAUCGGUACAGUCACACAUUCAUGAGAAAUUAUACCAUUUUGUGAUCGACGGCGAUGGAGAUACCUUCUUAAGUAAUAAGUCAGGGUUAUACAUGAUAAGGAAAGACACACACCAUAGCGUUCAUAUAACAGGAGCAAAAGUUUUCCGCGCCUUCGAGGUGAAUAGGAAAGGUGUGGCUUAUUUCUGUGGAAAGAACGAGAUUUAUGUCGCCGAUAAAGAAAAGCAUUCACUCGUAGAAAUUGCUUCUAUCAAGAAUAUUUUUGGAUUAACGUUUGAUUACGACGAUAACAUGUACUUUUCUGAUCCACAUAGAAUUGUGAAAUUGUUACCUAAUAAUUGUACCUCUAGUGUUGACCACAAGACACCGAAUGGGACACCGAAAUAG